Psylliodes chrysocephalus is the source of this 630-nucleotide messenger RNA. Lineage: Eukaryota; Metazoa; Arthropoda; Insecta; Coleoptera; Chrysomelidae. The record is from the annotation of a GenBank genome assembly.
AUGGGGUGCAAAAACGUCUACGCGAUUUUUCCAAAAGGAGUGUAUUUUCACUGUGCCAGUAACAAACUUAAUCUUGUUGUUAACGAUCUAAAUCAGGUCCCUGAAGUACGAAACAAAGACAUAAUCAAUAUUUUUCGGGAAUCGCCGUUAAGAAGGGCACACGCUCCUACAAUACCACUUUUAUGUGAAACGCGAUGGACGCAGAAUUACAAGAGCUUACGGAUGUUUAAGGAAAAUUUUGUAACCAUUAUAAAAGGACUUCAACUGAUAGCUAUUAAAGGAAAUUCAAUAAGCCAGCCUGUGGUAAAUUCGUUACAGGCAGUUGCAAUAUAUUUGGUUAAAUAUUCACAUCAAAUCGAACAUAUCGUGGAAUUAGUAGGUAAACAUCCUGACAAAGCGAAGGAGACAGUGGAAGCUAUCAUGAAUGAGUUGAAAGCAAUUGGCAUAGAAUUGGAUGUAGAAAUACGUGUGCCCCAAUUAGCAACCAAACAGUCAUUCCGUGCCAACCCACUAGUGUCAACACCUGAACAGUACUUCAAAAUAUCUAUUUUAAUACCCUACUUAGAUUCUUUCUGUAAUUCAUUGAAAGAGCGUUUCAGCGGGAAGCAAGGACCGGCCAUCGAACUAUAG